AUUUCUUUACACAGUUUUUGUUUGCUUCUGAAAAGCAGGAAGCCAGAGCUCAUUAAUACCAAAGCUGGGACGUGUCGGUGACAUUUCCAUGUAUAAAUAAAGAAAUCAUUUUUGCAUUGGACAUACAACACCUUUAACACCAUGAGCACACCAGGUGACAUGAUGGUCCUGGUGGACUUCCAAGGACAGCAGGAAGAUGAGCUGAACAUAAAAGCUGGUGAGAUAAUAAGGAAUGUGAAGAAAACAGCAGAAGAUGGAUGGUUGGAAGGUGAAAUCAAUGGGAAGAGGGGCCUUUUUCCCAAAAUCUUUGCCAAGGAAAUCCCUUCAUUAUUACUAAACAACAAUGGGCAACAGUACCCAAGAUCCAUCAGGAAAGUCAACGCUUGUAUUCAGAAGAAGAAACAGAGGUGGUGCAGGGCAGACUAUGCCUAUAACCCAGGGAAGCCUGACGAGUUGGACCUCUGUCCAGGAGAAAUUAUAGAAGUUCUGGAAGAGAUUGAAGAUGGUUGGUGGCUAGGCAAGAAGGGAAAUCUCAUUGGAGCCUUUCCAUCCAACUUUGUGCAAGAAAUUGCAGAGUCUCCUUCAGAUAUGGUCCUGGAUCUCAAGAAAAAUAAUAAACAAAGACCAAAAAUGAAAGAAUUCACAUUUGUCCCUAAGGAUGAAGAGAAGGUUAAUCCACCUGAUAAUCCUACAGUUAACAACCAAAAAGUCAAGGAGUUCUGCAGGGUCAUGUUUGACUACGUUCCAACCAUGCAAGAUGAGCUGGGCCUGAAGAAGGGGGAUGUAAUAUCAAUUAUUAGCAAGGAUACAGAAGAUGAAGGUUGGUGGAGAGGAGAACUGAAUGGAAAAACUGGGUUUUUCCCAGACAACUUUGUCAUGUUACUGCCUCCUACCUCAGAGUUUAAAACCAGCAAGCCUCCAACACGGACCUUAACUUUGAAAAGAUUGCCAAAAAUGGAUAUAUCUACAACGGACAAGAAAGUUCUUGUUGUUAAUAGACCAGACUCGCCUUCCUCUUCAAAUCAAAAAGACAAAGUAGAUACAUCUGCAACUGACAAAAAACGUCCAGAUGUUAAAAGGCCAGAAUCACCUUCCUCUUUGGCUCAAAAAGGAGCAAAAACUGAUAUUUCUACAGACAAGAAGGUCCCAGAUGUUAACAGGCCAGAGUCUCCUGCUUCAAUUGGACAGAAAGCUAAAACAGAACUAACUAAAGAGAACAAAAAGCUCCAAGUAACUAACAGCUCAGAGUCUCCUGUCUCUAUAAGUCAAAAUGACAAAAAAAUCCCAGACAUGAAUACACCACAGUCUCCUCCCUCUACAAGUUUAAAAGACCGGAAAGAUGGAAAAGCAGACCCUGCUCCAAAAAUGACCAAUGCACCAGGAAAAAAGUCAGCACCACCCCCGCCUGUGCCAGUCAAAAACAAAUCCAGUCCUACAAACAAGCCUAGUGCAGAACCUCAAACGAAACCAGUGGAAGAAUCAAAGGAAGCUGGUAAAACUAAUACUUUAGAUGGGCUGAAAGUGUCAUCUGUGAAGCUGGCACAUCCCACGGCAGAGAGGCCCAAAGUACAAGGCAAACGCCCACCAAAGACCAAAGUCAUCUUACCAGAGAAUGUUGGAAAUCCUCCGGAACAUGUGUAUAAGAAGGAAGAAGAGGAAGAGAGUAAAAGUCCUACAUGUGCAAAGGUUACUCCAAAGUUAUUCAACUCAUCAGGCCAAGCACCCUCCCCUACCUCAAAAGCCAGCACACAGUUUCCUUCCGUAACAUCGGCUUCCAAGAAGACCACGGAGGCUGUGCAAAAUCUACAAGUGGAGGAACUUGCAGCUGAGAUUAAAUUGCUUAAAACCAUGAUGGAGAUUAUGAAAAACAAACACACGAAAGACAUGGAAGACAUUAGGAGUGAAAUAAGUAAUGAGCAAGCCAAACGUUUGGCACUGCAGAUGGAGGUUGAGAAUCUGAAGAAACUGUCCUCAUCCUAGCUGAAGCCAGUCCAAGUUCUAGGCUGAUCGCAUGGGCAU
Messenger RNA from Spea bombifrons (plains spadefoot toad), 2019 nucleotides. RefSeq names its product SH3 domain containing 21 (gene MNMIP1). The record is from RefSeq and is a predicted model, not a curated record. The coding region runs from base 142 to 1980 and encodes 612 amino acids. Lineage: Eukaryota; Metazoa; Chordata; Amphibia; Anura; Pelobatidae. The transcript is spliced from 22 exons. Gene Ontology annotation, molecular function: protein binding.